AUGAAUCUCUCUAGAGAAUUCUUUACACAAAUCGCACGUAUUGAAUCUAAGAAUUCCAUUUCUACAAUUGAUACCCUAAUUGCAAUGUAUUCUAAAUGCGUUGAAUAUUAUGACUAACAUCAAGACCCAAUCAAGUACUAUUUUUUAGAAAAAAUUCAAUAUACUUUAUCUUAAGAUCAUACUAUUGAACAUAUUACUAGAAAUUCCAAUCGAGCAUAAACAACAAGAGUUUCUAUUUCUAAAUUGGAUCCAGAAUAACUCAAUACAUCAAUUAGAUCAAAACAAACAAUCCAUAAAAUUAAUUUUCAAUCUUAACUCAAUCAAGAAACACAAAAUCAACAACUUAACACUUUAAUUGAAUCACAUCAUACAAAUACAAUCCAAAAAGAUGCAAUCAUUAGAGAGAAUAUACAUUAAUAGAAUUUGUAAUUUAGAGAACGAUUAAAGUAGAGACAAUCACAAAGUAUUACGCGGUCAAUGAGUCAAUGUCCUUCUUACGAUACAAUAAUUUAUUAAACAUGA
This is a messenger RNA of Paramecium pentaurelia, 522 nucleotides long. Lineage: Eukaryota; Ciliophora; Oligohymenophorea; Peniculida; Parameciidae. The record is from the annotation of a GenBank genome assembly.